ACAGAAUUGUUGGUGAGGACGAUGGUGGCACUAUGUUUACUCCUGAACAAUAUGAGGCAUAUAAGAAGAAAUAUAUUCCCAUAGUAUGUUUUAUUUAUUUACCUAGCUUUCAAGCGAAUCAAAAACCGCAUAUUCAUCUCAUGGGUCAAUCCGAAUGGAGUGGAUUGCAUCCUUGCCGGGCCACAGACCGAGUGCUUCUGCCAACACCGCUUAAUUCAACAUCAAACAGACUAUGAGACGCUUCCCUCGGAGAGGCCGAUUCCUGUGCCAUGCAGACAUUGCAAUUGUGCCAGUUUCCACGUGAUGCCAAAGUUUGGAAGUAGGAUCGCCCGAUGUCAUUGUAAGCACAUGGCGACGGAACACAGUGUGAAAGCACCGUUUUUCUGCUCCAAGCCAAACUGUCAAUGCGCAGGUUUCAAGACAAGCAUGCAUUGCGACUGCGGCAUCGAGGCACACAAACAUCACAUGGUGAUGGAGACAGCAGCUGAGCGCCAUGCCCGAGGUCGACCUGUCGGUAAACCGUGUCCGUAUCAAGCAAUGGGUGGCCUGUCCGGAUUCGCCUCGCUCACUCCCGGAAUCGUCCGUAUGGAUGAGAGCGGUGCUGGGGGCUUGCUUACCCAGGAGGAACUGGAAUCACCAAUUACCGCGAAUGAUCAUCCGUUCUUGCGUAUGCACGCUCAAGCUGUAUACGCACACAAGCUGGCCCAAAAUGAUGUGGAGGGUGCUGCAAAGGAACGUCCUGAGGUGGAAUCACAGAUGCGACGACCUGGCGAGUCUGAAUUAGACUACUACGAGCGCAGAUACCAAGAACGAGUGAGUAGUUUGUAA
Messenger RNA from Opisthorchis viverrini, 828 nucleotides. RefSeq lists its product as hypothetical. The coding region runs from base 304 to 828 and encodes 174 amino acids. The record is from RefSeq and is a predicted model, not a curated record. NCBI's taxonomy places the organism in Eukaryota, Metazoa, Platyhelminthes, Trematoda, Opisthorchiida, Opisthorchiidae. The transcript is spliced from 5 exons.